Messenger RNA from Zerene cesonia (dogface butterfly), 1230 nucleotides. RefSeq names its product ATP synthase subunit gamma, mitochondrial (gene ATPsyngamma). The transcript is spliced from 6 exons. Gene Ontology annotation, molecular function: proton-transporting ATP synthase activity, rotational mechanism. Lineage: Eukaryota; Metazoa; Arthropoda; Insecta; Lepidoptera; Pieridae. The record is from RefSeq and is a predicted model, not a curated record. Gene Ontology annotation, biological process: proton motive force-driven ATP synthesis.
UAAUCUGGCAAGCCCCACAACUAAACGUCAUCGUUUACCAUCCUUCCGACCAGCGACAUUUUCUGGACUGGUGUAAAUUAAUUAUUUAGAAAAUUUAAAAAGGCAAAAUGUUGGGUCGUCUAGCUCCGGGUGUCUGCACCCAGGUGACCAUGGUGGUCAACCAUCAGCAGAACCGUAAUAUGGCCACUUUGAAGGCGAUUUCUAUGCGUCUCAAGUCGGUAAAGAAUAUCCAAAAAAUUACCCAGUCCAUGAAGAUGGUGUCGGCUGCCAAAUACACCCGUGCUGAACGUGAGCUUAGAGCCGCCCGCCCAUACGGCGAGGGUGCUGUCAUGUUCUAUGAACGUGCUGAGGUAUUAUAGUCUAAGAUGAUCCGCAACAAGCUGAAUGAGCCGGGCUCUGAGAACAUCAAAGUGAUCUGUGUUGGAGACAAGUCUCGCAGCAUCCUGCAGCGGUUAUACGGGAAGCACAUCAUUAGUGUGGCUAAUGAGAUUGGUCGCUUGCCGCCCACUUUCCAAGAUGCAGCAACCAUUGCUAAUGCUAUUCUUACUUCGGGCUAUGACUUUGGCUCUGGCAAGAUUAUCUACAACAAGUUCAAGUCUGUGGUGUCUUAUGCUCAAUCGGACUUGCCACUGUUCAGCCAGAAGGCUGUUGAGACUGCACCCAAGCUGGCCACCUACGAUUCUCUUGACUCCGGCGUGAUGCAAUCAUACAUGGAGUUCUCUCUCGCCUCCAUGCUGUUCUACGCUCUGAAGGAAGGCGCUUGUUCCGAGCAGUCCUCCCGCAUGACGGCCAUGGACAACGCCUCCAAGAACGCGGGAGAAAUGAUUGAAAAACUCACCCUUACCUUCAACAGAACCCGCCAAGCCGUCAUCACCAGAGAGCUCAUCGAAAUUAUCUCUGGUGCCGCCGCCUUGGACUAAACUAAUAAAAAAAAAAAACGUUUGGCGGGAAAUUUUUCGCUGUCACUGUCAAAAUUUGAAAUAAGAAUUGUAAAUUAUUGGAAAUAUAUUAAACAGUUUCGUCAAUCGUUGUUUGAUCCCGUAUUUAUUGCCGUAGCGAAUAAUGCAAUGCUGACAUUCCCGAACGAAGUUUCUAAAUACAUGUAAUCACACGCAAUACGUAACUGGCUUCAACAUCUUACGUGUGUUUGGUGACGCUCGUUCUAUUUCUUGUCGUAAACAAAACUUUGUAAGGAUAAAGUGGUGGUUAGCAAUAAAUAAUUAUUUAGAA